Messenger RNA from Condylura cristata (star-nosed mole), 991 nucleotides. RefSeq names its product centromere protein V (gene CENPV). Gene Ontology annotation, biological process: pericentric heterochromatin formation; regulation of chromosome organization; positive regulation of cytokinesis. Gene Ontology annotation, molecular function: carbon-sulfur lyase activity. The transcript has 6 exons. Lineage: Eukaryota; Metazoa; Chordata; Mammalia; Eulipotyphla; Talpidae. The coding region runs from base 1 to 714 and encodes 237 amino acids. The record is from RefSeq and is a predicted model, not a curated record. Gene Ontology annotation, cellular component: nucleus; kinetochore; spindle midzone.
AUGCAGUCAAGGCACAAAGGAACUGCUAUUGUAUACACCGGCGUGAUUGACUGCUGGAGGAAGAUUACUUGUGAUGAAGCAAACAGUGCUUUUUUCAAGGGUGUGUGGUCUGCUGUGAUCAGAAGUGUGAGUGCUGCUUUUGUGUUUGUCGUGCCGCCGCCGCCGCCACCGCCGCCGACCCCGGCGACCCCGACGUCCUCGGUGUCCACGCUGGACCUCGGCGAGCAGCGUGAGCGCUGGGAGACGUUCCAGAAGCGGCAGAGGCUCACCUUCGAGGGCGCCGCCAAGCUCCUGCUGGACACCUUUGAGUACCAGGGCCUGGUGAAACACACAGGAGGCUGCCACUGUGGAGCAGUCCGCUUUGAAGUUUGGGCCGCAGCAGACCUGCACAUCUUUGAUUGCAACUGCAGCAUUUGCAAGAAGAAGCAGAAUAGACACUUCAUUGUUCCAGCUUCUCGAUUCAAGCUCCUGAAGGGAGCCGAGAGUUUAACCACAUACACGUUCAACACGCACAAAGCGCAGCACACCUUCUGUAAGAAAUGUGGUGUUCAGAGCUUUUACACUCCCCGCUCUAAUCCCGGAGGCUUCGGAAUCGCCCCACACUGUCUGGAUGAGGGCACCGUGCGGAGUGUUGUCAUUGAGGAAUUCAAUGGCAGUAAUUGGGAGAAGGCCAUGAAGGAGCACAAGACCAUUAAGAACAUGUCUAAAGAGUGAAUCCCUGCUUCUCCCUUCCUGAAAAGGAGGAAUGAUUGGGGCCAGCAGUUUGGCUGUCCCCGCUGCACCUUGAUGGUGCUCUUGAUUGUGGCUGAACCAGGCUGCCAGUUCCAUGAGCAGCAGUCACCUCAUUUUGCUCCAGCUCCCUCUUUCUUUAGGCAGCUCUUUGCCCUUCCUUAACCCAGAUUUUGAUGUAGACUUAGUUGACAUCCUACUUUCUCUUCCCCAACUUUUGUGUGAUCUUUUAGAAAAAUAAAUAUUUUUAACAUAAAAGCAA